AAAAAGAAAAAGAAAAGAGAGAGUCGCAGACAUAUAGAAAAGAAGAAGGCCUCUGGAAUUUUCUUCACCCUCCAGCAAUCCUAUACCCUAGCUCCACAUCUCUCAUCCUCCCUUUGCGUUCCUCUUGAGAUCGCUAGAUCUCUCGGCGGGAUUGGACCGACAUCGAUCAAAGAAAAUGGCGGAAGAACAUAGAUGCCAAGCUCCGCGCCUUUGUGCCAACAACUGCGGCUUCUUCGGUAGUCCUGCGACGCAGAAUCUCUGUUCCAAAUGCUACAGAGAUUUGCAGCUCAAGGAGCAACAAUCCUCUUCGGCCAAGCUGGUUCUCAAUCAGUCCAUAGUCCCUCAGCCGUCCACGGCGGAGAAAUCGGAGUCAUCUUCGUCGUCGCUGGAACCUGUUGCCGAUCUUUCGUCUUCGGUUGCUGUUGCGGCUGAUCCGGCGCCUCAGGCGGAGGAGCCGAAGAGCGCUUCACCGGCUCAGCCGAAUAGGUGCAUGACGUGCAGGCGGCGCGUGGGGCUCACCGGGUUCAAGUGCCGGUGCGGGUCGACGUACUGCGGGGCCCACCGAUACCCGGAACAGCACGGGUGCGAGUUCGACUUCAAGACGAUGGGCCGGGAGCAGAUCGCGAAGGCCAAUCCAAUAGUGAAGGCCGAUAAGCUAGAAAAGAUCUGAGGAGGAAGGGUGUUAUGGUCAUGUCGCGUGUGUGAUUAUAUUUCAUUUGGGAAAGGUAUUCGGAUCUGAAAUUUGGGUCGGUCAUCGGGUCAUUAGUGGUUGGAGGGUCGUGGUUCGGACGCUGUUGGCGGUUGGUUGUUGGUGGAUUGGUGGGUUGGGGAGCAUUAUUCUCACGCCGUUGAGCCAUGAUGUAAAUUUCAAUGAAUUAAUAAAUGUUUAAUUAAAUACAUUUGUCUAA
Molecule: messenger RNA, 908 nt
Organism: Neltuma alba
Lineage: Eukaryota; Viridiplantae; Streptophyta; Magnoliopsida; Fabales; Fabaceae
Product: zinc finger A20 and AN1 domain-containing stress-associated protein 3
Exons: 2
Coding region: 176-670 (164 amino acids)
Molecular function (GO): zinc ion binding; DNA binding
Source: RefSeq, a predicted model, not a curated record